AUGAAGGCCAAGAGAUGCUCUGAGCCUAAUUGGGAGUUUGAAGUCGAAUAUUCCUGCAUUUGCCCUUCUCCUGAGUCUUAUUUAUGCAAACUCCACUGAAUAGAUCUUUGUGAACUACCUAAUAGAGAUCACACUUUUGAGUCUGUCUUUUUAAAGCCCUGUGAAAGGACGAAAGAGGUAAUCUUUCAAACUCUGAAACAGGCCUUGAAGAGCUCUUAA
Messenger RNA from Blepharisma stoltei, 219 nucleotides. The record is from the annotation of a GenBank genome assembly. Lineage: Eukaryota; Ciliophora; Heterotrichea; Heterotrichida; Blepharismidae.